Messenger RNA from Pseudophryne corroboree (corroboree frog), 1407 nucleotides. RefSeq names its product paraneoplastic antigen Ma1 homolog. NCBI's taxonomy places the organism in Eukaryota, Metazoa, Chordata, Amphibia, Anura, Myobatrachidae. The transcript has a single exon. Gene Ontology annotation, molecular function: zinc ion binding; nucleic acid binding. The record is from RefSeq and is a predicted model, not a curated record. The coding region runs from base 1 to 1407 and encodes 468 amino acids.
AUGGUUACAACUGGAGGCACUGCUGAGAUUCCAAAAAAAAUGGAGGACAUCACAGGUAAAGACGUGUUUCAAUGGUGCCAACAGAAAGGAAAAAACCCACAACGGUGUUUUGGAAUUGGGGGAGAUUUCUCCGGAUUCUUUAAUAGUGAUGUGAUAUUACAGAUAAAGAAGCUGUAUGGAGUGUAUCAGCCCAAAAUAGUAGAUCAAUGGAGAGAAGAGACAGGGAAUAUAUGCGCUAUGUUAGUAGAGACUGAGGGAGAUUUAGAUGCUAAUCUAAUCCCUUUAAUGGUGAUGGUGGAUAAAGACACAGGAAGACGAUGGAAUAUUCUCUGGCCAGAACUUCCAUUAGUAGAAGAUGCAGACACUUCUCCAAAGCCCCGUGCAGGAAGGAUAAAUAGUAACGGAGGCAAAGGGGGUGAUACACCAUCAGGCAAUGAGGAUCAUUUAGGUGGUCAGUUCGAGUCCAUAAUGGAUAGGGUAGUCACUCAACUGGAAAGAUGGCAUUAUGAAGGGAGCUACCGGAGAUUACGCAUCUUUUCAGGGAUUCAGCCAGUUCCCCAAGGGGAAGAAACCUUCGAGUCUUGGAAGGAGGCGGCCAUACAGCAAACAGAAGAAUGGCAAUGUCCUGAUCAUAUAAAAAAACAAAGAGUUGUAGAGAGCUUAAGGGGGCCUGCAAUGGGGGUAAUACAAGCAGCACGACGAAGUGACCCGAAUGCCACUAUUGAGACUUACUUUGAGGCUCUCGACUAUGCCUAUGGAACACUAGAAGAUGUAGGGGACUUAGUCUCUAGAAUGCAUCACACCUUCCAAGAAUCAGGGGAAAAGUUGAGUACUUUUCUAUAUAGGCUAGAUAGGUUGCUUUAUAAAAUAGUUGAUAAAGGAGGUAUAAAGAGAAUUGAAGUGGAUGAUAAUCGAAUGAAACAACUAUUAAGGGGGGCGCUAACUACAGACCCAGUGGCACAGAAGUUACGUUGCUCUGGAGCUCGAAUGACCCCUCCUACCUUUAAUGAUCUCAUGAAAGAGGUAAAACAAGAAGAGACCCUGAUAGAGAUGAGGGAACGCACCAUAAAAAAGGUAAAGGUAGUAGUACCCACAGUAGAACCCAACCUAUUUGAAGAAAAGAUCCUGAAGCUGAUGGAAGAGCAGAAUAAAAGGAUUGAACAGUUCAUUGCCUCGCAAAGUGCUGGAGUUCCCCCUCGUGGAAAUUCAAGGAGUAGAGAAAUGGGGAGAGGAGACAGAAAUAUAAAUAGAGGUUGCUUCAGAUGCGGACGAUAUGGUCACCGGGCUAUUGAGUGCAAUCAAAAUAGAAGCCUCACAAACAACACUAGAGAUGAGAUAGAUAGGGGAAGCACUGACCAGGGAAACGGGCGAGGGAGGUCAGUGGUUGUCCCCUCACUGGCCCCCUAG